AUGGCCGAUAAUGAGAAUUCAGACUCACCAAACAAGAGAUAUAAUACAAGACCAAAGUCGAAAACCAGUUUUGAAGCCAUUUUAAAUAAAUAUGAUGAUAUUGAAACCGAAUUUGCACCAAAAUCGUCCAAAAGAGGAAGACCACCAGGUAGCGGCAACGCCGCAAAGAAUCAAGCUAUGUACAAAGCACAAAAUUACCACCCGCAAUUUUAUCAAAAUAAUAUGCAAAUUUAUCCAAACAAUAUGAGAAAUUAUCAACCCCAAUGUAAUAUGCCAAAUGUUCAAUAUCAUGUUCCAACACAAUAUCACCCGUAUCACCCUUAUAAAUAUAGCCCAGAACAAAUGAACCAACCGAGCUUUAAUAAUAGAAUGAACCAACCCAACGUUGGAUACUUGUAUCAACCGAAUGCUCCCCAAAAUGUGCCACCUCAAGCCCAGAUGAUGUAUAAAUCUGGCACAUAUCCAGUUUCCUCGAACAUUCCUAUGCAAUAUAGACCUAAUGUUAACCCAGUAAUGUCACAAAUGCAUUAUGAAACUAAAAUGGUUGCUCCCAAUCAACCACAACAUGUUCAAGCACAAAUGGUUCAACCACAACCGAUUAGAGGUGCCCAACUACAAGUUCCACAUGUACAACACCCACACCAACAAACCCAUCCACAAGUUCAACAGGUAGCACAACACCCUCAGAUGAUUAACCCGAACUAUCCUUAUCCUAAUUAUACCGCUGUGAAAUCACCAAUAAUGGAUAACUCUCAAGCCCAAAUGUGUAAUAUGGAUAACACUAAUACUAAUGUAUUAAUGCAGAGACGAGCUACACAAAUGCAAUUAAUGAGUCAACCUACAGUAGAAGUUAAACAGACAGGAACGAGUAAUUUGGAAGAGGGAACAGUUACAGAAAAUGAGUCAGAAGCAGAUUUCAUCCGUAAAAGAAUGAAAUAUUCAGGAGAAAUAUCACAACUAAUUAUCAACUCACAAACUUACGGAUAUUAUAUAUCAAAACCACGAGUUUCUGAACAAAAAUUACAAGUACAAAGAUCAAACGGAAUGCAAAACUAUUUCAACGCAGUCGAUGUAAUUCUAAAAGAUAUUUCCAAGACCUCAUUGAGUAAAAAUAUGGAUAGCUUGAUGCCAAGAAUUACAGUUACAGAAGUGUAUAACCUACAAAGUUUAGAUAAGUUGGUCGAGUUUAACUAUCUGCUGACACCCAACGUAUAUAAACAAAUUCUUAAUUAUUUCAACUGUAUUGUGGAAUCUAAUAUUCAAUUUCCAGUCCUACUGAGCACAUCAUAUCGCAAGUCUUUAUCUAAAUCCCUUUCCUUACAGUCAUCAUCACAGUCAGAUUCAGAUAAAUCACGAUCUGAAAGCCCACAUAACUCACAACCAAAUUCACCAAACUCUAAAACUGAUCAUUUAGACUACGGUAAUGAAAAAUCAAUAGUAGAUUCUCAGGAGGUAAACAACUAUUCCAAUAACUCUCAAGACUCCAUGUUAAGUACAGAUGAUUCACAGAAAAUUAAGUUAGAACUAAAUUCACAGAAUACUAAGGCACAAUCAGAGUCCUCUAAGACCAAGCCAGACCAGUUUCAGAGUUACUUCAAGUCCAAUAAAAUCAAGCUAACACGAGAUAACAACGUGCUUCCAACAACAUUUGAGUGUUUGAAAGAGCUCAAGCAGGAUGAAAUGAACCAGUUUUUCGCUCUUUUGGACAAAAACAUGUGCAAAGUUAUCAGGAACGGAGGUGUUGAAAAGUCACUCGUUAAAAGCGUGAUUCUCUCAAAUGAAGAUUUAAAGAGCCAUUACCAGGUCUGUAAAUCAAGCGACAAGGAACCCUCAUUCUCUUUAAAGUAUCAAUUUGCGUCGUUUUUUGCUAAUGACUUUUUUGAUAAAAGGGUCCCCUUCUUCACUACUGUUGAUUUUGCACACUCCGACCCUUCAUACCUUCUCCACUCUAAACUUGGCACUAAAAAGCAGACGAACUCAUUCAUCCACUACGCCAAGGUUUCAAGAUCCUUUGACGCCUUUAUUUACAAGUUGUACGCCCACGCCCACUUUGAGCUUUCGAAACUCGUUUCUGAACUCGAUUCUGACGCCAAGAACCCGACUCACCAACUUUCCAUAAGGUGCUCGCUAUUUAAUGUCCCCAAAAUCCUUAACAUGAUUCACUCUAACAGUUAA
Messenger RNA from Theileria annulata, 2175 nucleotides. RefSeq lists its product as uncharacterized. The coding region runs from base 1 to 2175 and encodes 724 amino acids. The transcript has a single exon. The record is from RefSeq and is a predicted model, not a curated record. Lineage: Eukaryota; Apicomplexa; Aconoidasida; Piroplasmida; Theileriidae.